Messenger RNA from Mya arenaria, 7247 nucleotides. Its product is annotated as echinoderm microtubule-associated protein-like 1. Gene Ontology annotation, molecular function: microtubule binding. The coding region runs from base 222 to 5468 and encodes 1748 amino acids. The transcript has 21 exons. The record is from RefSeq and is a predicted model, not a curated record. Gene Ontology annotation, biological process: intracellular signal transduction; microtubule cytoskeleton organization. NCBI's taxonomy places the organism in Eukaryota, Metazoa, Mollusca, Bivalvia, Myida, Myidae. Gene Ontology annotation, cellular component: mitotic spindle.
UUGUGCACAAAAUAUCAAUAUAUUUGACAAGUAACAAAAACUGUGACAUAUAAUUAACACAUUUCCGGUUUUCACUAAGAAUACUACUACUAUUUACACUAAAGUGAUCCGAGGGUGCUCUCAUCCUAUUUAUGGACAGAGAGAUAUCCAUUUCCAACUGUUCACAAGACAUAAGAGGAUUAUGCCAAUCAGAAAAGAUGCAUUAAGGUUUAUUUGUGACAAUGGCUAAGACAAAAUCGAAGAUUCCCAUCAAGCGACCUCUUUCCGAGGAUGAACGUUCUCUACGGCCCGACAACCUGAGUGUCGACAGACAGAUAUACAGCAGUAGGUCAUUUAGGAGUAGGCAAAACGACGACGAUCGACGUAAUGAAUCUUUAGAAAUAGUUAGUGUUAAAAGUGGUUACAGUGCAAACGAUGAGAACGUUGAUUUAACUGGUCAAAGCCAAAAAGGAUUAAAAGUUCGUCGACAGACUGUUACUAUAAAGGACGCUCGUGGUAAUUUGUUGAAACGACGACAGAGCUAUAAGUUGUCGUACGACCCAAAUAGACCAGGUGGGAAUGAGUAUGAAAUUGAAGCGGCAAGUGUAGGUCAAACAGCUAAUAAUAAUCAAAACACUGUUAAUGACAUCUUAACGGAUGUGUCUAACAAAGUUCAGAUUCAAGUAGAAAAUGAGACUGACACAGUCGUUAUAAAAAGAGAAAAUGAUGACCGAGAGUUUAGAAGAACUACUACAAACACAACCAUAUCGUCUAUCUUAUUUACACCCAAAAGGACGAACCCAGCUAGAGCUUUGGCAAAUGAUGUUCAAAGGAGAGCUAACAAUAGUAAUACAGCUACAUACAGUGGAAGUGCUACAAAUGCCACGGCGGACGAUGUAAAUGAUAACAGAGUGCUCGGCGAAACAUACCCAUUGACCAAAUCAACUAUAGACAGAUCUUUACUUCCUACUCCAAAGUCUACCACAAACGUUUCAAUUAGAUCUCAGAGAUCGCCAAAAGAAAGCCGCCAUUCUAAAAGGAGUCCAAUACUACGGACACGUGUUCAAAGUAAGUUAGAUGGUUCUGAUUCCGAUAAUGACAAGAAAUUGGCAUUAUCAACUAAAAUAUCAAAAGAGGAUACGAACAACAGUCUACCACCGCCAAAUUUUAAAGCCAGUUUGUUUAACAGAGUUAGGAAACUGUCUACUCCGAGAAAGUCCCCUAAAUUUAAACCUGUUACCUUACAUGACGUCCAACGAAGCGACACGUUAUCGUCUGAAAACUUGAAAGACAAACAAACAAGUGAAAACGAUCAUCGUAGAUUAUCAAAAGCAACUUCGGUUACAGUUAAAACAGAAAACACUUUUGUAAAAGAACCCGCAACAACACAUUUAACACGAUUUGAAAGAUUGAAAUCGAGCCAGAGUGUCAGGAGCCAUUACGACAAGACAGAAAGAGUGGAUGCUGGAACGAUGAAUGGAGAUGGUUUGGGAGCUAGCAAAAUUGGAGAGAGCCGGUACGAACACGUUGAAGACAAUAAUAACAUUCUAAGUCUAAAACCUAAGAGGCAUAAAAGAACAUUGAAUGGGAUUGGAAAUGCUUCGACUCCUAAAAAUGGCAGUAUCAUUGGUGCUAACACUGACAGUCGUAUUCCUAAGGCUAAAGAUAGAAGUGUUGCAAAGGUUCUAGAUGUACAAAAAGGUCUUACACAUUCCUCAUCGUUUAUGAAGGUUGACGACAAAAUCGACAUUUAUUCUGAAAGUGACAAGAAAGUCAUGCUGAAACACGCUCAAUACAUCAGUGAUGAUCUCAAAAUUAUGAAAUCAAAACUGAAGGACAAUGAUUUCAUUGUUCAGCAUUUGAAUGCCAAGACUAAACGACAAUUACAAAAGAAUGCUGUACUCAGGAGUUUUAAGAUAAAUAAAAACAAGCAUAAUAUUUCAUCAAACCAAACAGUUCAUAGCGCAUAUAGUACGCCAAAGCAGCGUAAAUUCACAAAUAAACUGGAAAACAAACGUCUGAGUCAAAUCAGCGUUGAACGUAAACUUUCUCCAAAGCCGUUACGGAAAACACGAUAUGAAAACGUUAACGUCUGGAAAGUUCAGCCCAAAAUACACCACUAUGAUCCACAUAAAAAUAAACAUUCCAAAAAGGAAGCCUUUACAAGAAGUAAAAUAUCAAACAACAUAUUUGAAUCUCGCACUAACAACGUGGCAUCAUGGGUAUUAGAUUCUGUAAAGGAAUCAAGACUGUCAUCUACAAUGGAUGCUAAACUAACAAUAAACAAACCAGCACCAGUACGAGCGAAGAAACAAAAGCGGAAAAGACUUUUACAUGAAAAAGAACGCGUAAUUGAUAUAGAUCUUGAAUCAAAGAGUUCCAAGGGGACGAACCCGAAUCUGAUCAGCGCGGGGAUGUACCUGCCGAUCACAAAGAGGAAGUUAAAGAGAAAACCAAUGAGGCUGAAAAACAACAGACGGCUGUACACACAAGUAGGAAAGGUUAAAGGAUAUGAGAGCGAGAUCCCUAUCUUGUACAGCGAUGAAGAAGGUGAAUAUCCAGAGCCCCGGCCGCUCACGGACACGGAUCGCUCUCGCUAUCCCAACUAUCGCCGAUAUGAGGACGAUGGGGAACACAUGCGCGUUAACUACCGUGACCCGGCGCACAAGAAGGUUGGAAGGACUUGCGGCGCGCUAGUGAAGUUCUUCCGCAACGGUGACUCUGAUUUUAAAGGCUUACCUCUGACUGUGAAUAGAAAUUUCCGAAAUUUGGAAACGUUGUUAGUGUAUCUGAAUGACAAAGUUCCCACAUCUACUGGUGUACAUUAUAUAUUUAAAUGGCCUGAAGGAACGGAGAUUAAAAGUGUGACCGAAUUUCAAAACAGAUGCGUAUAUAUCGUGUCAAGUACACACAAAUUAGUCACCAAUGUAAAUUAUGGCCAAUCACGGGAGGAUUAUUGGUCAAAUAAAAAACCGUCUGCGGGGAGAUUAAGAAAAAAUGAACUUGAACUGUACAAAAAGCCCCCUUCGCCAAGGGAAUCCCCUGUGAGGAAUUCCCCGCUCAUUGUUACUAUAAUUAACAACCUGUCACGUGACAAGCGCGAGAAGGUGAUCCUCAACCCUCAGACUCAGCAAACGUUUGAGAAGUGGCUGGAGGACAUCAGUAACCCCGACAUGCCGGUCUAUGCCCUCUUCUCGGAGAAACCGCCGCACGUCGAGAUUAAUAGCUUCUCGGCGCUGUUCCGGGAGCUGCGCACGCACAGCAACUUCCUUGCGGUGGGGGAAGAGGGUCUUCCGGCGGAAGUGGCCAAGAAGCGCCAGGCACCAUCAAGCAACUCCAGUACUGACUCCAUACACGAGGCUCGCAACCGGAAGAAAAAACUGGCAAAACAGCAAGAAAUGGGCCAGAUAUACGAGAAUGGACGGGCGCAGUCCCCGACCUCCACGGCAAUGUCUCGGUAUGACUACGGGCCCCGCUACCUGCCGGGAACCCGGGGUAGAUCGAAAGACGCACGCCGCAACAUCCGCGACUCAGUCGAGAUAGAGAUCGACGGGAACGUUAGAGAGUUUAUUCCCCCUUCGUUCGUGGACCCGGAGGAUGAUGGGCGUAAACCAGACAAGAACCUAAAGUGUGAAUGGGUUUACGGUUUCCGAGGUCGGGACGCACGCCACAAUCUACUCGUUCUCCCUGAAACAGGCGAGCUGGUGUAUUUCGUGGCCUCCGUGGUGGUCCUGUACAACAAGGAGAGAGAUACACAGCGACAUUACAUUAAACACAACGAAGAGAUCACGUGCAUGACGAUUCAUCCAAACCAGUACCUGAUAGCUACGGGACAGAUGCACGGUAAAGGCCCGGAACAUGCGUCCCAUAUCCGUAUCUGGCACGGUGUGAACCUCAGCACAUACUCUGUGAUUGGAGUUGGAGUCUUCUACGGUGAGAUCCUCUCCAUAGGAUUCUCCAAUGACGGCACGGGGAACUUUAUGUGCGUCAUCGACGGAAGUGAGAAGCAUGUGCUAAGCGUCUGGGAGUGGCAGACGGAAAAGCUUGUUGCGAGGACAACGACGUCGACCGAUCCAGUCCACUGUGCAUGUUUCUAUCCAGACGGCAAGAACAACAGCAUCCUGAUAACGUAUGGUGCGCGCCACAUCUAUUUUUGGAAGAUAUUCUAUGACGUAGCUCGUAGGAAAGAAGCUAAGAUUUUGCGCGAUAGGAACAGCGGCAUUUUCGAGGAUAGAAACUUUGCUGACCAUUUGAUUGACGAGAUCCCCAAGUCCAUCAACUGUCUGGUGUUCCUCGCUUCCGGUGACGUAGUGACGGGCGACUCCAGCGGCAAUUUGCUCGUUUGGGACCGAGACACCUCCGACGCCUUCACGUGCAGAUACGCCAUCCAGGCACACCAGGGUUCAGUCGCGUCCGUGUGCCUGCUGGAGGACGGCACGCUGUUUUCUGCUUCCGGUAGCGAGGUGAAGGCCUGGGACACAAACUCAAAUUUCCGUGCCGUCAAGACCAGACAGAUACCACAAGAAGCUGGGGGGAUCCGCUCCCUUGUCACGCAGACGCCCGGUGGCAUUGACGGUAAACUGUACAUAGGCACCACCCGUAGUGCCAUACUGGAUGGAUCCCUGCAGCUAAAGUUCAGAUACAUUGUGCAGGGUCACAGUGACGGUAUCUUGGGUGUGGUGCCCCAUCCAUUCGAGCCCACGUUCAUCUCCGCGGGCAUGGACCAGAUCGUCUACAAGUGGUCCCUCGUUACCCACAAGGUCACCUGGCGAUCCAAGGUCGAGGCCCCUUGUACGUCAGCAGCGGUAGAUCAGCGGCACGAGCUGAUAGCAGUCGGGAUGUCAGACGGGACUUUUACCGUACUCAACUCCUACAACGGCAUGCAUAUAACGACGGUCAAUGUGGGAGCCGAACCGAUCGGCUGUCUGGCAUUUUCUCCUGAUGGGUGUAACCUGGCGCUGGGAACCAAUGACGGCCUCGUGAUCGUAUUUACCGUCCAUGACCGCGGACAGGCGUUCAGGAAGGUCACCCCGCCGCUCACGGGUCAUACAAGCGGGGUAGCCCACGUGGAUUGGUCGACGGACGGACGAUGUAUCCAGUCCUCCUCCUACACGCAUGAGCUUCUAUUCUGGGACAUUGACGGCAUGCAACAGAUCCGGAUGCACCGACUCAUGCGGGAUGUGGACUGGUUCACCAGCACGUGUCACGUGCAGUAUGGUCUUAUUGGUCCGUGGUCUAACUUGGAGAAGGGCGAAACAGUGAAGGUCGUUAACCGCUCCAACUUCAGGGAUACAGUAAUCACUGGGGACUCCAAGGGAAGGAUCAGACUCUACAAGUACCCAUGCUCCAAGGAAAAGGCGGACUUCCGCGGCGUGCGCGUGUACAGCUCUGACGUCACAGCCGCGUGCUUCACCCCUGACACCCGAACUGUGAUCACGUGCGGUGGUCAUGACGCCGCUAUGGUACAGUGGACUCUAGUCGAUGAAUAAGGACUCCAAUCACGUACACAGUGCUCUCCCCUUACAUGCAGAAAAUAUCUCUGCCAUCAUUAGCGAGUAAAGCUGGAUUUCAAACUAUAUAAACUUUGUAUAAACUCUUUGUUUCGAUAAGUUUAACCAACUUCAAUUAUUCAAGGUUCAUUGAGGUUUAAAUACAGAAGAAGAAUAAACAAUUAAAGAUAAUUUACAAAGUAUCCUGUUGUCACGUGAUUUGCAAUGGUGGCAGUGAAUACUGUCCUGUAAGGGAAGGAACAAUGCCUGGAGUUUGUUAGGAUGUUGAUUUUUCUUUCGUCGAUUUUAUAAUCAAUUGUAUCGUAAGACAUGUAUUUGUACAUCAUAAGUGACCAUUACUCAACACACACCGAAAACUAGAGCAUCGUUUGCUGUUAAGAGGGGUAUGUUGUUCGAGAUACCUAAUUGGACCAGGCAUAAAUCAACUACAUCGCCUUGUAUUCAGUUUGCAUUUGUUAAAUUAGCUUGGGUAUCCGAAGGGUAUUUUAAGAUUUACUGAGGAGGGCGUUCAAAAUCUUAGAGCGUAUUUUUGUUGCUGGUGUUGGCCGAGUUUGUUUUAUUUUGGCUAAGUACAAACUGCAUAUCCCUCACGCGUUCUUUUAUAUUACAAGAAACCAUUGACACUUAAAGUUACAACUAUCUCAUCGUAUUUACUUACGAACUUUAAUUUUAAAUUCUGCCCAAGAGUUUUGUAUGUUAACGGAAAAGCUCCUGCGCGAAGAAUGUCAAAGGAUAUAUGAAAUUUUAAAGGAAAUCCUAAUUAUUUAUGUACAUCAUAUUGAACACAACUAAAUAUUCUACUGACCUAAGGUUCCAACCAUACCAACGAGUAAAUUGUCCACAUUUUCUCUCACCUCGAAUAUGGACAAUUAAUGAGCUGUGUGAAGAUUAUUCAACGUCCUAAUAGAUAAAAUAUUGUUUUAUUACUCAUAUAAGUUUUAAUUCACCCUUAUGUCUGGAAGGAAAACGUACUAAUCUGUAAAUUUAAAUUAUUUCAAUGUGUAACUAUGCUGUGUGCGUGAAGUAUAUCGAAGGUUGGGUUCCUAUUUAUUUAUUGUUUUAUUACUAUGCUUGAAUAUUUAUUGUAAUGGUGUUAGCAGUAUCUAUGUUAUUUAUAUUAUCAUUAGUUUGUAUCAUAUCGUUUAAAGGUUUUUUGAUGCACAUCAUGAGAUUACAAUUUGUUGAUUUGUUGUUAAGACGAAGAAAUUGUAUUUUGAUUGACACCUCGUUUCGUUUUAGAUAUAACGAGUAGCGAUUGCUAUGACGCUUAUUUUUCAUUGAUGACGUCAUGCAUAAAAUCGCGGCACCCCUUAAGAUUUGGUAUCACUCGUUCAAAGAAAGUAAAUUUCAUAAAUAAUUCAUUUUUUUAAUUAUUCUAUACAUGACUUUUCAUUUUUUUCUGAAGUAUUUAAUCCUACCGCGUAUGUGACAUUUUUACCGUUGUGUGCUUUCUUUAAAAGGAGUCCGCGGUAAAUCUUCGUUUUUUUCAAAUCAUACAAUUCGACUCCUGUAGUUUUUUUACUCUUUUCAUUGCAAACUGUCAUUCUUGUUUGGUGUAUGUUUUCAAAUAGAACAGUAUACUCUUACUUGUUGUGAAUUUGAAAAUAAUAUUUAUAUAUAUUUAUUUAUAUGAAUGUGUCUUUACAUCGAGUCAAAUAUUCUUUUUAUCGACUGUUGACUGUGAUAAUUUCUAAGUGUUAUCAUAUUGUAACUGUUAAUAAUAUCAUUCUUUUAUCCUAAUAAAAUACUCCUUUUGUA